GCGCGCGAGCAUCCCCGGCGCCUUCACUUGGCAUGUUUUUUGUUUUUGUUGGGUUGCGCUCGCCGCGCGUGGGACUUGCAGUUCUGGCGUGGCGCGCCGCAGCUUCCUCAAGAAGCGCGAUGGGCGAAUGCGCUUCCGACGCGGGCGUCGGCAGGACCACGUGCCCCGCCGCCCUGGUUCAAGCGAUUCGAGGGCGCGCGGCGCGCGGGAGAUUCGCGCGGCUGGGCUCGCAGCGGCUGGCGCGAUGCAGCGCGUCUUUUUCGCUGUAUCCGCGUGCGCUGCCAUAGCCAGCGCCGCUGGAUCAUUUCGCGCCGUCGCAGCCGGCGAGCGGGCCAGCGUUUCCGGCACGAGCGGCGUCGCCGCUGGCGACGCAGAUGUCGAGUUGACCCUGCGCGCGCCCGAAGAGUCGACGGAGCAGGUUCUGGCUUCCUUGCGCGAAUUGGCGGAGCGCGAACGCGCCGUGCGCGACGCUGCUGACGCGGGAAUCCGCGACGACAAGGGCGCGCUGAUUGAGGCGGCGCGCGAGGCUGUCCGGCGAGUGGUGCAAUCCUCGGCAGCGCAGGCGCCGUGUCCGCGGGCGCCAGGCCCGAGGUGCCUCGCCGCUGCAUCUGCAGCGCGGGGAAUGAUUUGCAGGCUGCCAAGUUUGCUUGCUUCAGGGCGCCCGCCAGAGCGGGCGGCGCCACGCGCCCGA
Prorocentrum cordatum is the source of this 691-nucleotide messenger RNA. NCBI's taxonomy places the organism in Eukaryota, Dinophyceae, Prorocentrales, Prorocentraceae. The record is from the annotation of a GenBank genome assembly.